UUCAUAUAUAGCAUAUCGAAGAAGCGACCGGUCUUCUGCUUCGAUCCAUCAAGAAAGUCUCCUGCUCGAUCUCUGCCGCCUCAAGAAAACCUCUACUCGAUCGAUCAUCUGCUGCUUUAUUUGUAUCGAUGCAGCAGACCAUCGCGUAACGAUGGUGGAGGGUCUCAUCUCUUUCGUCUUCGGCACGAUCAAGAAGCGGAGGAGAGAGAGAAGAGCGAUGGACUACGAGCGCCUCUCCUCCGGCGGCGCUCCUUCGACGCAGGGGCCGCUGGAGCGACUCACCAGCGCAGCCUACGGCGGCGUCAGCCGCUCUCAGAGCUGCCGGUUCGUCGCUCGUCCUCCGGCCGACGACCUCGAUCUCUCGCACGGAGAGCGUCUCCUGCUCGGCGGCCGCGCGCCGCCGGAGGGUCUCCCGGAGAACGAGCUGCUCCCCGCUGGCCGGCGACGGGCCGGGCCUCGUGUGUCUAGGUCCCGGAGGUUCAGUAGCAUGCGCCUGUUUGGAUGCGGCGCGUAGGAAUUUGUAGGGUGCGUGUGUGUGUGCAUGUGAUUGUAGGCUGUGGCAUGUGCUGCAAGCACAGCUUGUCCAGGAGAUCGAUCGCCGAGAAAAUCGGUGAAGUGUUAAGUGUACUUGACACGAACAGGACGCAGGAAUCUAUCUUAGCUUCCUCUGAUGGCAAGAUAGUGAUGGCUGACAGAUGUCUUAACAUGUCUAUGCAUGCAGGGAAGAAGAAUUCAGAGACACACUACUCGCAAUUGUUGCACAUGGAUGCUAACUUUAGUAUAGUUAUCUUGGCAUGCAUAAAGCCAUAAGCCAGUGAAUUAUGGAAAAGUCUAUCCUUUGAUCUCUCUAAAGGAAAAUAAAAAGAAAGGUUUAUCCAAGAAUGGAGAAAUGGUACAUAAUACAAGAAAAUCUUGAAGAUGGGGAUGUUGGCAUGUGUGCUUCCCCUCCAUGUUAGAUGCAGCUGAUCCAGGUAAAUUCAGCUGGCUACAUACCUGCACGGCUGCACCUAUUACGAUAUUAGCUUCUGAAUAUAAUUUUAUACAUGUAUGCUGACUAACUCACCGUCUGAACAUUUGAGGAAGCAUGAACACAUUUCAGCUGUAACCAGUUGGAAUUGGCCGUGGGGCAAACCGGCAAAGACAUGUUGAUCACACCAAGAUCAUUGCAAGUGCAUGUGCAGCCUCUGUUUCAGUUCACCUUUUCAUUUUCCUAAUUAGUUGUCGUAGACGAAACAUACAAACUGGACCUAUCACUUCACAUGCAUGCAGAUCCAAAUGCAGGUGCAGUCAUAUGACCAUAUCUCAAUGGUAGUCAGCAAAACAUUAUAAAAUCUCAGAGAUGCCACGGUUACAUGCUCAAUCAGCGGCUAACGGGAAGUCAAUGCAAACUCUGACAUCAUGCGUGAUCUGGUGCCGGUUUCCCUAUAAGAAUCCUUGCGAUGCCAGUUCGUUUCAUCCCCACAUCAAGACAGCAAGAAUCGAGUCAUCUACUGAACCUCCUGUUCGUUCUUCUGCUUCAGGAAGAGUAGAAGCUCUCGCUCUCCUGCUCGCUCUGCUGGUCCAAGAAAAUCUCCAGCUCGAUCUUUGCUGCUCCGGGUCGGUGCAGAUCAUUGCAGCAGGAGCAUGGAUGGGCUCAUCCCGUUGGUGUGCGGCGCGCUCAAGGGGCGGAGGCGCGCGAAGAAGGCGGUGGACUACGAGCGCCUCUCCUCCGCCGGCGCUCCUCCGAUGUGGGGGCAGGAGCGCUUCACCGGCGGCGCCUACCAUCCUCGGAGUCAGAGCUGCCGGUUCGCCGCGGAUUCGCCGGCCGGCGAGCUCGGCUUCGCACGCGACGAGGGUGACCGGGCACUGCCUGAGGGCCUCCGGGACGAGCCGCUCCCGCCGGCGGUCGGCGACGGUUGGCGCGGCCUGUCCAGGUCCCGGAGGUUCAGCAGCAUGCGCCUGUUUGCGUGCGUCAGUGGCGCGUAGGAUUGUAGGAAUCCCCAGGGGCACGGACGCACGGUGGUGGGUUUGCCGUUUGUGACGCGAGCACAUCCUGUACAGUGUACAGUACAGAAGGGAGAAGAUCGAUAAAUCGAGUGAGAUGUAGUAGUUGAUGCGAAGCACAAUGCAGGAAUUGAUCUUAGCUUCGCGCUGGUGGCAAGAUGAAAUUCUGUACUAACAUGGCUCACUGCAUUUUAGCAUAGUGAACUUUUUUCUAUGU
Messenger RNA from Setaria italica (foxtail millet), 2200 nucleotides. RefSeq lists its product as uncharacterized. The coding region runs from base 1624 to 1965 and encodes 113 amino acids. Lineage: Eukaryota; Viridiplantae; Streptophyta; Magnoliopsida; Poales; Poaceae. The record is from RefSeq and is a predicted model, not a curated record. The transcript has 2 exons.